UCAAAAAAUGGCAAAAAUUCUUUUAACUUUGUUUGCUCUUACUCUAAUGUUAGGCCAAACAAAUGGAGUUGUUCAGUGUGAGAAAGAUGUUAUACCCUUGGUAAAACCUUGUUCAGGUUUUGCACUAGGUAAAGAUGCAAAACCUAGUCAAAACUGUUGUGUUGGAUUGCAAAGUUUGGCUAAAAUAGCUGCUGCCUCAGAAUCAGACCGCAAAACUCUUUGCAUUUGCAUCAGUCAUCUAGAGAGAUCUGGCUCUGUGAACAUUGUGAACUAUGCAAAAGCUGUAAAACUUCCUGAUCUAUGUCACUUCAUUACCUUUAUCCCAAUUGAACCUAAUCCUGAUUGCUACAACUAGAAACAAAACCAUCCAAAGGUAGAAGAGAUGUAACUUCUAAUAAAAAUAAUACACUUUUAAUUAAAUUUGUCAUCUCUCUUUUAAUUAAACUAGUUUUAGUGUAUACG
This is a messenger RNA of Solanum stenotomum, 462 nucleotides long. RefSeq names its product non-specific lipid-transfer protein C, cotyledon-specific isoform-like. Bases 8 to 355 code for a protein of 115 amino acids. Gene Ontology annotation, biological process: lipid transport. NCBI's taxonomy places the organism in Eukaryota, Viridiplantae, Streptophyta, Magnoliopsida, Solanales, Solanaceae. Gene Ontology annotation, molecular function: lipid binding. The transcript has a single exon. The record is from RefSeq and is a predicted model, not a curated record. Gene Ontology annotation, cellular component: membrane.